CGGCAUCUUGCGUUUCGCCAUCUGCGCGGCCAGCCAGCACUCCAGCAGCAGCCAUUACUCCUUCAUGCUGCUGCCUGCUUGAACGAUACACUCUACCGCUGUAUUCGUACGCAACAACGGAAUUAUUCUACUUUAAAAAUUGCCAAAAAACAGGUAGUUGUUCGUUUCCGCCUUUCAGAAAAUCAGAAUUAUCGUUUGAAGAACGUUCCUCUAGUAAUUAAUCUGUAGGUGUAGUGUUGUAGUACAUAGUCACCGCACACAACACAACGCCACCAUUUCCAUUGAAACCAGUGACCCCGGGGAGCAGGACGCUAUCGUUUUAUUUAUUUUUUUCGCAAAAGUUUUGUCGUGUUGCAGUGUUGGAUGUUGUUGGAUCAAUCACCCAUCAGGUUGGAAAACACUGUUAUUUGAUGAGAUUAUAGAUUUAUAGAUAGCAGUGAAACAGUAUUUAGAUGAUUACUUGACUUUUCAACUCACUUUUCAAAUAAAAUGCCUAAACUUUCCAGAUCAAAAUAUAGAAAAGCAAAAUUGCAUAGUGAUAUGAGUUUGGAAAAUAUAUGUGGAACUAAUAAUAAUCAAGAAAAUAAUGUUUCUUCUGAUGUUUACUUAAGUAAUAAUUUCCAAGCUGACAAUAAUGCUCGCAAUAAUGUGAAUAUACACGCCACACCACUCAUGGUAGCUUCUGAGAAUUUCAAUAAUGACUUAACGUUAGCAGAUCCCGGGGCAGAUCCUCCUGAUCUUGAUGGCAAUAAAGAAUUAGAUAUCAAUAUUUCCCUUUCACCUUUCAGAUUUAGAAGAUUCAAUUUCCAAUGUUGUCCAAAAUUUAGGAGUCAGUGACAAUAUUACAAAAAAAAAAGAUAUCACUUCGGAAUUAACAGAGUGGGCUUUAAAAUUCAACAUAUCUCAUAUUGCAUUGUCUGAUUUAUUAAAACGAUUGAAACCAACUUUUAAUGAAUUGCCCCUUGAUGCCAGAAGUUUACUACAUACACCUAGAAAUUUGGAAUAUAAAAUUGUUUUUCCUGGACAAUAUUUCCAUUUCGGCCUAGAAAAAUGUAUUAAGAACCUAUUUUGUUGUAUUAAAAACAAGCCUAUAGACAAAAUUGAGAUUUAUGUUAAUAUUGAUGGACUUCCACUAUCAAAAAGUUCUGGAUCUCAGUUUUAUCCAAUACUUUGCUCACUAGUGCAAAAUAGAAAUGUAGUUGACAUAAUAGGUAUUUACCAUGGAAAUGAAAAACCCAAAAAUGUGAACGAAUUUCUUAAAGACUUUGUGGAGGAAGUGAAUAAAUUUUCAGAACAGGAUGUACCGGCAAAGGCCUUUAUCACUUCUACUAAGGGGCAUAAUGGAUACUACUCAUGCUCUAAGUGUGAGAUUGAAGGGGUAUUUAUACAAAAUAGAGUUUGCUUUCCAAAUGUUAAUAACUUGGUUUUAAGAAAUAACUAUAAAUUUAGACAGAAAACUCAAGAAGAACAUCACUUGGGGGCUAGUAUUUUGGAAAAAAUACCUAGUUUAAAUAUGAUAGAUGAUUUUGUUUUAGAUCCUAUGCAUUUAGUUUACUUGGGUGUAGUUAAAAAACUCAUAGUUACACUUUGGUGCAAUGGCGCUCCUUCAAUUAAGCUAUCUUUCCGUGAAAUUUCAAACAUUUCAAAAAAAUUAUGUGAUUUAAAAUAUUGCAUUCCGGCUGAAUUUAAUAGAAAGCCACGGUCUAUGAUGGAAUGUAAGAGAUGGAAAGCCACAGAGUUUUACCAAUUUUUAAUUUACACUGGCCCCCUCGUUUUAAAAGAUAUUUUGACAAAAGAUAAAUAUUUAAAUUUCUUGUCUCUCCAUGUAUCAAUAUACAUCCUUUCCAGUCCAAGUGCUUCCACAGAAUUAACAAACUAUGCAAGUGAAUUACUGGAAUAUUUUGUCCAUACUUUUAGUCUUCUUUAUGGCCAAGAACACUGUUCCCAUAACAUUCAUAAUCUUCUGCACCUCCAUGCAGAUUUUACUAAAUUCGGUCCAUUAUUUAAUUUUUCAGCAUUUCCUUUUGAAAAUUUCAUGCAAAUCAUUUUAAAAUUAGUACGUAAACAAGAUAAACCUUUAGCCCAAAUUGUAUUUCGUAAAUCUGAACUCAAUGAUUUUCUCUAUAAACAAGAAUCAUCUGUUGAUGAACCUACUUUCAAAUCACGACAUUUUAAUGGACCUCUUAUCGAUAUUGACGAAGAAUAUGAGCAGUUUCAAAAAGUGCAUUGUCAAAAUUUCUUGUUAACUGUGGAAUCACCUGAUCAUUGCUGUUCAUUAAAAAAUGGAAAUUUAAUAUUAAUAAGAAACAUUUUAAUAAAAAAGGGUUUGCCAUAUAUAAUUGGACAUAGAUUUCUAAAUGUUUCUGAUUUUUUUACUGAACCUAUAAAAUCAUCUUUACUUGGCAUUUAUUUAGUAAGAAAUUUGGACAAACUCCAACAGUGGCCACUUUCCGAAAUAACUUCAAAAUGUUUGAAAUUACCAUUCAAGGAUGAUGUUUUUCUAGUGCUUCCACUCUUACAUCUAAAUUAACAUUUUGGGAUAGCUGGUAGUUUUAUGUCCUAGGAAGUGAUUUGCUUUAAUAUCAUUUAUUUUAUUUAUUCAUUGGUACACUUUACAAUGAACAUCACAGCUAACAUGAAUGUGUGUAUUUUUUCAAGUCUCGUUUAACCUAGGUACAAAAAUAACUGAACUUUAUUUCUUGAUAAUGUCUCAUAUUUUUCAAAACUCAUUCUCUAUCAAAAAAAAAUUAUAAAAUAUUUUCUAUAAGUAAAUUAAAAUAUUUAAAAAUGGUCAAUUAUCAUUCUAAGUAUAUGUAGGUAUACCAGCUAUUGUCUGCUAAUUCAAAAGCUAGUUUAUUUGAAGUUGUACAUUUGGUAUAAUUUUUCAAAUUACUGAAAUUCCGUUGCUCAUCGAAAAAAAAGGAUGGAUAAGACGUGGAGUGUAGUGCAGUUUGAGGAGGAAAAUGCAGUGGAAGCAGUGCCCUCCUCAUGGAUUUAUAAUAACAAAUGCUAUUGGCCGCCAUUUAAUAAGGAAAAACUACUAAAAUUUAUUAAAAAUAAUGAGGAGCCAAACACUUGCUGGCCACUGCACCCUGUGAAAAUAUUUCGUAAUGGAAUAUAUGAUGAUUAUCUUACGGCUAGGAAAAAAUGUCAGACUGCCGAAAUGUUCUCGGACCUCUGUUCAGAUACUGGUGAUGAAAAAUCCUCAAGAAAAAAGAGAACAAAAAAAGUUUUUUCGCCGGAAUCCAGCCCCAUUUCUACUAGUGAGGACGAAAAGGAAAGAGGCUGUAAGCCCAAAAAAAAUUCAUUACCACCGGCCCCAAUUUUGGUUGAAAAUCCUGUUCGUCUGGCUAAUUCUAAUGCAAGAGGUCCACGUUCAGAUGCCAAUAAUAUAUUAUCGCCGAAGGGAUCGUCAUCGUCUUCGACGUCUUCUCUAGGAAGUAUGACAUCGAAUUUAGGAUCAGCACUAGGAAAUGGUCGAGUAAUUGAACACCCUCGAUGUGACAAUACCAAUGAAAUCAGAGUGGACGUUUCAGCGACAGAAUCAGGCUGCUGCAAGAUGCAUGAAAUAAAUGAAACUUGCAAAAUAAGUUUCAUUAAAGAUUUUAAUUUUCCUUUAAGCAACGAAGAAGAUUUAACAGGUUUUGAGGAGUAUUUAUCGAAUGAUGUUAAUUAUGCAAUUGUUGUUAAAGAAGUUGUUAAGAUAGGAGGGAUCGACAUUAACCAAUUCGUGAAACGUGGCCUGUCUUUCUGCAUCUCAAACCGAUUGGCGGAGACCUAUACUUACUUUGGAAAAAAAGGGAAAAAAAAUUUUUCAGAACUAAAACUAUGCAGUGUGUUGUUUGAUGCUGUUUUCAAAAAGUUUAAGGAUUCUUCUAGAAAGGACAUUGAAACUAGUAUCAAAAAUUGGAUGCGUAGAGCAAAAGAAAGGAAGUGAACACUUGUCUGCUAUCUUCGUUUUUAUUUUGGUUUGUUGGGUUCCUUUGAGAGUAAAACUUGUUUUGUUUGACAAAAAACAAUAUUUUUUUAUUGAUAUUUUAGUAGUUCCUAUAAGAAUAGUCGUUUUUUUUUAUUGUUAAAAAAAAAUAUAUAUUUUUUUCGUACUUCCGGGACUAAAGCGACAAUUUCACUCCCUCAUGACAGGGACUGAAGUGUCACUUUUUGUCCGUCCAGUAUUUUCGACCGUAUAUGAUUUAUGUUAUUUAAUAAUUUUAUGUUAAUGUUAAUUUGCCAAGAAUAACUGUUUUUUUUGUCUAAUAUAAAAAAUAAUAUUUUUUGAAAGUUUGUUUCUGCGGUUUAGUUUAGGAAAAGGAUAUUAUUAAGCUUUUUCGCAGAAUUAAAAAUUGAAAAACUAUAGUUUCAGUAAUAAUUUCGAUGCACAGCUCACUUAAUAAUAUAUUUUUUAUUUUUAAUUCUGAGAAUAUACUAAAUAAUUU
Messenger RNA from Ceutorhynchus assimilis (cabbage seed weevil), 4436 nucleotides. The record is from the annotation of a GenBank genome assembly. NCBI's taxonomy places the organism in Eukaryota, Metazoa, Arthropoda, Insecta, Coleoptera, Curculionidae.